Rubroshorea leprosula is the source of this 1526-nucleotide messenger RNA. NCBI's taxonomy places the organism in Eukaryota, Viridiplantae, Streptophyta, Magnoliopsida, Malvales, Dipterocarpaceae. The record is from the annotation of a GenBank genome assembly.
CUCUGCUUCCUCACAUUUGCAUCAAUUUUCAAAAUCAUUUCUGUACUCCUUCUCUUCUCCAAAUCUGACACAGAAGAAAUCAGGCCCUUUUAAUUGCUUUCAUUAAUUUCUGCGGUGCUGUCUACUCUCUUCUCUUUUCUCUAUUUUUACUGCCAACCUGAACAAAAUUUCUACAUCAUUGAGAGACGGAAAUGCUGGAGACGGUGAAGUACUUGAUCGGCUCCCCCGGUGCCAGCGGCUACGGGUCCAAAUCCACCGCAGAAGAAGUCACCGAGAACUACUGCCAUCUCCGCUCUUUCACUGCCAUAAUUACAGGUGCGACGUCUGGGAUCGGGGCGGAGACGGCUCGAGUGUUGGCCAAACGAGGGGCGCGAUUGGUGCUUCCGGCGCGGAGUCCCAAAGCUGCUGAGGAAGCUAAGGCGCGGAUUGUAUCGGAGUUUCCUGAUUCGCAGAUCAUUGUCAUGGCACUUGAUCUAAGCUCUCUUUCUUCUGUUCGAAAAUUCGUAGCAGAGUUCGAGUCGCUUGAUAUGCCUCUCAAUCUUCUGAUAAACAACGCCGGAAAGUUCACACAUGAGCACGCAAUCUCCGAGGACGGAAUCGAGAUGACCUUCGCUACUAAUUAUCUAGGUCAUUUUUUACUAACGAAAUUGUUGCUGAGCAAAAUGAUCGAAACGGCGAACAAAACCGGCGUUCAAGGCAGAAUCGUGAACGUCUCGUCCAGCAUACACGGUUGGUUUUCCGGCGAUAUGAUCCGAUACCUGAUCCAGAUAUCGAGGAACAAAAGCUAUUAUGAUGCGACACGUGCAUAUGCACUCUCGAAACUCGCUAACGUUUUGCAUACCAAGGAGGUUGCUCAGAGACUGGAGAAAAUAGGAGCCAACGUGACUGUCAAUUGUGUUCAUCCAGGCAUUGUUAGAACCCGUCUCACCAGAGAACGAGAAGGAAUGAUAACAGAUCUUGUCUUCUUUCUAGCUUCCAAGCUUUUGAAGAAAAUACCUCAGGCUGCUGCUACGACUUGUUACGUUGCAACACAUCCAAGGCUGGUGAAUGUUAGUGGGAAGUAUUUUGCAGACUGCAACGAAACAUGGGCAUCAAAGCAGGGAUCAAACUCAACCGAAGGUGCUCGGUUAUGGGCUGCCUCUGAGUUUAUGGUUUCUAGAGACGCUAAAGCAGCUUGUGACUGGGAUACAUAUGACAAGUACUGAGGAGAAAAUAUUAGGAGUAAGUAGAAAAGAAAAAGGGGGAAUGAAAUGAAAGAAUCGUAGAAAGAUGAGAGGUAAUUAGGAAUUAAUAUAUAUAUACUAUGUAUACGGUUGUAAUUAAAGAUACAGAAGUAGUAGUACUAAGAUAUAUAAUGUAGGGCAUAUUAUGUACAUAUAUAUGGUGGUUACUUAAGUGGGAAUCUAUGUACUAAAACAGUGGGUUAAUGCGUAUAUCAUUGUUGGUAUAAUUGUAUAAUGAUUAUUAUGGAGAAUGAUAUCAUGUUAAUGGGGUCUUGCAUAUAUUAAGAAAAGGAGCUCUAGAUU